AUGGGUGCCGAGCACGUCCCAUGGCUUCCCGCUCUCAUGUGCUUCCUGCAAUAUUCCAUAUUAAUCACGUUUGGCCAUUUGCGCGAUAUCGCGGCCCGCAUCUCCGGAAUCUCGCGUUAUCAUUCCGAUAAAACACGCUCUGGAUUGGCUAAGUUGCUUAUUGCUUGGGAAAGUUUUUACACUCGCCGUCUAUACCAUCGCGUUCAGGACGUUUUUAAUCGUCCAGUUGCUAGUGCACCAGGCGCUCACAUCGACCUUAUCAAGCGCGAAUCAAUCGAUGAGAACAAGACAUUUGUGCACUUGAACGAGCCACCACAACAUUGCUUGAAUUUUGGUUCCUACAACUAUCUCGGCUUUGCCGAUGAUUGGAUGCAUACGUGCAGUCGCGAGGUAUUUGCUGCAAUUGAUCAGUUUGCAUUAGCCUCGACUGUACCUCCAAUGGAGUUUGGCACUACAUCGGUGCAUAUUGCACUGGAAAAGGCCGUAGCUAAAUUUAUUGGUAAAGAGGCUGCAAUUGUGUACAAUAUGGGCUACGCCACCAAUGCAACGAGUAUUCCAGCACUUAUGGGCAAAGGAACACUCAUUUUAAGUGAUGCAUUGAAUCACACUUCAAUAGUGAAUGGAGCUCGUGCAUCAGGUGCGACUGUAGGUGUCUUUCGACACAAUGAUCCGAAACACCUGGAAAAGGUCUUGCGUCUUAAGAUUGCAGAAGGUCAACCUCGUACGCACCGCGCAUGGAAGAAAGUCAUGGUCAUGGUUGAAGGAAUUUACUCAAUGGAAGGCGAGAUUGUACGCCUUCGCGAGAUAGUUGACGUGUCGAAGAAAUAUAAAGCCUAUAUUUAUGUGGACGAAGCCCACAGUAUUGGUGCUUUGGGUCGAAAUGGCCGUGGUAUUUGCGAAUAUGCCGGUGUGGAUCCAAGUGAAGUGGAUAUAUUAAUGGGUACGUUUACAAAGAGCUUUGGUGGUAUGGGUGGAUACAUCGCUGCAUCGAAGGAGAUAAUUUACUUCAUUCGUAGCUCAAGCGCCGGGGCAGUCUAUGCGACGAGUUUGUCACCUAUCAUCGCACAGCAGAUACUGACAGCCUUGAAUAUUAUUGCGGGUUUCGAUGGCACGGAUACAGGACGUAAGAAGUUGGACUCACUUCGUGAAAACAGCAACUACUUUCGACAAAAGUUGAUCAACAUGGGUGUCAUAGCACUUGGUGACUUUGACUCACCUGUAAUUCCGGUGAUGCUUUACCACAUGUCGAAAGUUGGAGAGUACUCUCGUGAAUGCUUGAAACGCAAUUUGGCGGUUGUGACGGUGGGUUUUCCGGCCACGCCGCUGCUUCUUUCUCGUGUACGUUUCUGUGUCUCUGCUGCUCACACAAAGCAGGAUAUGGACGAAGCGCUCAAGAUUAUUGCAGAAGUGAGUGAGAUUUGCCACGUUCGCUAUCGCAAUUACACUUGUGGGUGA
Plasmopara halstedii is the source of this 1455-nucleotide messenger RNA. Its product is annotated as serine palmitoyltransferase. Gene Ontology annotation, molecular function: pyridoxal phosphate binding; serine C-palmitoyltransferase activity. The coding region runs from base 1 to 1455 and encodes 484 amino acids. NCBI's taxonomy places the organism in Eukaryota, Oomycota, Peronosporomycetes, Peronosporales, Peronosporaceae. The transcript has a single exon. Gene Ontology annotation, cellular component: serine palmitoyltransferase complex. The record is from RefSeq and is a predicted model, not a curated record. Gene Ontology annotation, biological process: ceramide biosynthetic process; sphingosine biosynthetic process.